CACAGUGACCGAUCACGCUGCAGUCCUCUGUAUGAGAACCUGGAGAAAAAUGCUCGGUCUGAAGACGUUACGCUCGCUUCAUCUGGGGUUCGGGAAGAGUUUGGGGAGACGUGUGGCUAAACCUGGAAUUCUGGGUGUUUACUGUGAUAACAGGGGCGAAGUCUCGAGAGUGAAACCAUCCUUCGGUUCUUCAUCAAUUUACUUCAAUAGAUCCACUCGUGCAAAUCCUCCAGACUCAGAGAGCAGAACGGCAGAUGCAGGUCUUUUCUCAGGACUGGAGGAUCUGCUGUUCCACACUAUAACUGAAGGACAGGACAGAGUUCCCAUCUCCCACUUCAUCAGCGCUGUUAAAAGCACAGGUUUGCUGACCUCAGACCCCCGUCUGAAGUACUGCAUGGACAAACUACGUCAAGCCGUCAAGGAGUCGCCCGGAGACGUCAUGAUGGACCGUGAGCUCUUCCACAGAUGUGUAGGUGCGAACAUCGUCUUGCUGUCUCAGGCUUUCAGAAAGAAAUUCAUCAUUCCAGAGUUUGAAGACUUUGUCGCUGUGAUAAAUCAGAUCUUCCAGCGAGCUAAACAGCAAAACUAUGGACACGUGGCGGAUUAUAUUCCACAUCUGGCCAAGUUCAGUCCCGGUUUGUGGGGGAUGUCUCUGUGCACUGUGGAUGGACAGAGGCACUCGGCGGGUGACACCAAGACCCCGUUUUGUCUGCAGUCGUGUGUGAAGCCGCUGGAAUACGCCAUCACGGUACACGCGCAUGGAACCGAACAUGUACACAGCUUCGUAGGAAAAGAGCCCAGUGGGUUGAAGUUCAAUAAACUGUCCCUGGAUGAGGACGAUAAACCUCACAAUCCCAUGGUGAACGCAGGAGCCAUCGUACUUAGCUCCCUCAUUCAGCCUGGAGCAAACAAAGCAGAAAAGUUCGAUUAUGUGAUGGACUUUGUGAAGAAAAUGGCAGGAGGAGAAUAUGUAGGCUUCAGUAACGCCACCUUUCAAUCAGAAAAGGAGACGGGAGACAGGAACUUCGCGAUAGGGUACUACCUAAAAGAAAAAAAGUGUUUCCCUGAUAGAGUAGAUAUGACUGAUGCUCUAGAUUUCUACUUUCAGCUUUGCUCUAUUGAGGUUACAUGUGAGUCGGGCAGCGUGAUGGCGGCCACGCUGGCCAACGGAGGAAUUUGUCCAAUCACGGGUGAGAGGGUACUGAGCGCCGAGGCUGUAAGGAACACGCUCAGCCUCAUGCACUCCUGCGGCAUGUACGACUACUCCGGCCACUUCGCCUUCCAUGUUGGAUUACCUGCUAAAUCAGGGGUAUCAGGAGCUGUGCUGUUAGUGGUUCCCAAUGUGAUGGGAGUCAUGUGUUGGUCUCCACCACUAGACAAGCUGGGAAACAGUGUGAGAGGAAUCCGCUUCUGUGAGGAACUGGUGUCCACAUUUAACUUCCAUAAUUAUGACAAUCUGAGACACUUUGUGAAGAAACAGGAUCCUCGCAGGAGGUCUGGAGAGGACAGGAACAAGUCUGUGAUGAACCUGAUGUUCGCAGCUCAUAGUGGAGACGUUUCAGCGCUCAGGAGGUUUGCUCUAUCAUCUAUGGAUUUGGAUCAGAAGGAUUAUGAUUAUCGGACGGCACUUCAUAUUGCUGCUGCUGAAGGUCAGGUGGAAGCUGUGAAGUUUCUAACACUAAGCUGCAAAGUCAACCCCAUUGUGAAGGACAGGUGGGGGAAUAUUCCGCUGGAUGAUGCACUACAGUUCGGUCACGGUGACGUGGUCAAGAUCCUUCAGGAGUAUCAGCGAGUGUGGGAGUCUGUUCCUGAAAUCACCGCACAGAACAAACUCGACUCGGCCACAUGACAGUGAAUGAACCACCUCAUUUCAGCUUAAAAAACGUCUUAGCAAAACAAAGCAGUGGAUGUAUAGCAAGACUUGCAGUGAAAUGAGCAGCUCCUGGACGUACGCUCCACACAGACCUGUUCCUCUCCUAGUUGGGCUUAAUCAGGAUCAGGAAAAAUUCACAUCACGUUUAGGCGGCGAGUACACGGGCAGCGCUGGGCGCAUUCUUUAUAGCAAUAACAGUAACUAAGGCUGGAUCUUGUACAGGUUCAGUGUGUGCUGUAAUACGUGCUGUUAAAAUAUUUCAUUUCAUUAAGCUGUUGAUAAUAUUAGACGAUAAAAACUAGCGCAAAAAUCCAAAAUGCUAAAUAUUCUCCCCAUGAAUCACAUACACAGCUUUUAAACUCCUGUCUAACAUGUAUUAGAGUAUAUUACACUGUUAUAUUACAUUUUGUCCUAUUAUUAUACAAAAUAUUUUCCCUUUAAAUGACUUUACAUGGUACAAAUACACUGUGUAUAUCACUGCGUAUGUCACUCUAUAUAACUGUAUAUAACUAUGUAUAUAACUGUGUAGAUCACUAUGUAUAUCACUGUGUAUGACAGUGUAUAUAACUGUAUAUCACUGCAAAUAUAACCAUGUAUAUAGCGGUGUAUAUCACUGUGUAUAUAGCUUUAUAUCACUGUGUAUACCACUCUGUAUACCACAAUGUAUAUUACUAUGUAUAUCUGUGUGUAUAACUGUAAAUAUUAGUUGUAUAAGAAUGAACAUUAAAUACAUGUAUAAAGUGA
This is a messenger RNA of Trichomycterus rosablanca, 2617 nucleotides long. It is a transcript of the gene gls2b, whose product is annotated as glutaminase 2b (liver, mitochondrial). Bases 32 to 1849 code for a protein of 605 amino acids. The transcript is spliced from 18 exons. Gene Ontology annotation, biological process: L-glutamine catabolic process. Gene Ontology annotation, molecular function: protein binding; glutaminase activity. NCBI's taxonomy places the organism in Eukaryota, Metazoa, Chordata, Actinopteri, Siluriformes, Trichomycteridae. The record is from RefSeq and is a predicted model, not a curated record.